Aedes albopictus (Asian tiger mosquito) is the source of this 7365-nucleotide messenger RNA. RefSeq lists its product as uncharacterized. The transcript has 2 exons. The record is from RefSeq and is a predicted model, not a curated record. Lineage: Eukaryota; Metazoa; Arthropoda; Insecta; Diptera; Culicidae. Bases 1180 to 2394 code for a protein of 404 amino acids.
AAUUUGACAGGAGGUUGCGCCCAAGCCCGUGAGUGUUAAUACAGUCGAACCUCCAUGAGUCGAUGUUCCUUGACUCGAUAUCGACUCAUGGAGGUAAUUUUUUCCAUACUGAAAAAUAAUUUCUGGGUUACUAUGAUGGUCCCCUAAAAAGCUUCCCAAAGGCUUUUUGUUCCACUACUCGAUAUUUCCUUGAGUCGAUGGUCCCUUCAAUAUCGACUCAUGGAGGUUUUACUGUAUCAAUAUCAAUAUCAACACUGUUGUCGUUUCGUAAAAUAGACUAUUACUGCACGAAUUUAUUCUGGCCAGCCAGAGGUGUCGGCACCGCUCAAACGUCAAAUUUCUCGUGAGAGUAAGCAGGCUAAAUUCGUGCAGUGGACCAUACCAAAGGCACAAGCCCAAUGUUCUCUAUUCCACAGGUUCGGACCAUCAGACAAAGUGGUAUUUGUGAUGUGAUAUUUUUAAAGACUUGAUAACGAUUGCUGGCGUAUUUUCGGUCCUCGGGUUGCUUAUAAAACAACUGUUUUAAUUAAAGCCGACGUUUCGAGCGUUUAUUCACUCAUCUUCAGGGCAAACUACAAUUUACAUACAAAGUUUGAGUAGUCAAGUCAUUUGUUAUACAAAAAAUACUCACAUCAAAAGUUGUUUUUAGGUCAAGUAGGUUUGGACAUGGACUGAUGGAACGACUAACAACAUUACACUGUAAUUAUACAUACAAAUUUCGGACAUAAUGACUUGAUUCGUUUUUACAAUAAUUAAAAUAUUGGACGGAGCACAAACUUACACAGCUUUCACCUAGGCACAUCUAAACAGGUUUGAAUUAAAAUGUCUAUGAGUGGAGACGUCAAACGAAAAGAUGGAACAUAAAGGACGGAAACAUUAACAGAAACAGGGAAUCACAGCGUGCUGUGACGAUGUUCUGCUAUCUUUCUCCGUUCGUGAUUGAGUGCAGAAGACCCGAGUAAUUGCCCGACAUAUGAUCUGUCCAAGUACCUUGCAGACAUACUACAUCGCUCGAUCGACCACAACAAAUACAAUGUGCAAAAUUCAUACGAAUUCUGCACAUUCAUAAACAAUAUCAACCUGCCUCCAGGCUAUGUAUUGGUCUCGUUCGAUGUGGUAAGCCUGUUUACGUGUAUUCCACGGGACGUUGCGAUAGAAGCGGUGCGAAAGAACUGGAGUAUGAUCGAGAAAAACACCACAAUAAAGAAUGUCGAAAUGUUCAUAGAACUAAUUAAAUUCAAUCUCUCCUCCAGUUAUUUCGUCCACCGUGGCAACUUCUACUGUCAAAAGUCGGGAACGGCAAUGGGUAACCCAUUGUCUCCGGCUCUUGCAGAUUUAGUGAUGGAAACAUUGCUAGAUCACGUGCUUGAAGGGAUUGAUAUUCCUAUUCCAUUUUUGAAAAAGUACGUCGACGAUUUGAUCACCGCUCUCCCAAUCGACAUGAUUGAACAUGUGAGAAAUGCGCUCAACGAGUUCAACUCACACAUUCAAUUCACAUGUGAAGUGGAAAAUAAUAAUCAGCUGCCGUACCUUGACAUGCUGCUUAUACGCACAGCGCAGCAAAAAAUCGUCACCGACUGGUACAAAAAACCUGUAGCAUCGGGGCGCAUUUUGAAUUAUUUUUCAUUUCACCCUCUCACACAAAAACUGAACACGGCCACUGGCUUUAUUGGGAGAGUGUUCAAGUUGUCGACGUGCAGAUCAGAAAAUGAGAAGAAAGAGUUGGUCCGGGAUUAUCUGCUAAACAACAACUACUCAAGUUCAUUGAUAAAUCGGUUGAUAAACCGAUAUAUCAACAAGAACACAAACACACAUGAGAGCAACAGCAGUACACAUCCCGAACCAAAAGUGUAUCGAUCUCUUCACCACGUAGAGAAGCUCACGCCGGCUCUCGCAAAAGUCAUCAAUAGAAACUUCCCCAACGUUCAACUGGGCUUCAAAUGCGUCAAAACAAACAGACUGUUGUUUUCGAAGCUCAAAGAUGCAACGCCGCAGUUGGAGAAGAGAAAUGUGAUUUACCGCAUUCCCUGCGCCGAUUGCGACUGCGCAUACAUUGGGCUGACUACGCAACAGUUGAAAAACCGUCUCUCUGGGCAUCGGUCUCUCAUUAACCGAUACACAGAUUUGAAAUCUUCCGACCCGAACAGAGCGACGGAGAGGGAGGAAGAAUUCAAAAAGACGGCGUUGAUGGUCCAUGUGAUUGAAAACGAACACCGAUUCGAUUUACCUGGUACUAAAAUUCUAGAACAGGACAAUCGUUUGAACGCACUUCAAGUUCUUGAAAUGUGUCACAUUUUUUGUGACACCAAAACGGUUAACUAUAGAACCGACACCAGUAAUUUGAGUGUUGUUUACUCGGGUCUUCUGCACUCAAUCACGAACGGAGAAAGAUAGCAGAACAUCGUCACAGCACGCUGUGAUUCCCUGUUUCUGUUAAUGUUUCCGUCCUUUAUGUUCCAUCUUUUCGUUUGACGUCUCCACUCAUAGACAUUUUAAUUCAAACCUGUUUAGAUGUGCCUAGGUGAAAGCUGUGUAAGUUUGUGCUCCGUCCAAUAUUUUAAUUAUUGUAAAAACGAAUCAAGUCAUUAUGUCCGAAAUUUGUAUGUAUAAUUACAGUGUAAUGUUGUUAGUCGUUCCAUCAGUCCAUGUCCAAACCUACUUGACCUAAAAACAACUUUUGAUUUUGCCCUGAAGAUGAGUGAAUAAACGCUCGAAACGUCGGCUUUAAUUAAAACAGUUGUUUUAUAAGCAACCCGAGGACCGAAAAUACGCCAGCAAUCGUUAUCAAAUUAUCAAAGACGGUCGUUAUUUUAUCAAUAUUUUUAAAGACUUUAAAAGUGGCGCGAGGAGUUGCUAGGACAUAUCCUACCCACAAAAAAUGCUAGGUUGGACAGUCCAUAUGUCCUACCCACACUCUUAGAAAAAAUCAUGUAAAUUAAAGCUCACUUGGAUGCACAUAAAAGGAGCGGCCCGUUUGAGACAAAUUUACGUCUUCUAUCACAAAUAAAGUCGAGCUAGCAAUCGCUAGAGCCGAAGCGAGAGAUAAAACAUACGUAUGUAAAAAAAACAAACCGGACUUGAAAUCUAAUCUGCUGAUUGAGAGGCACGUGAUAUAGGGUAUGUGUGCCAUCAGUAAUCUCACGCUCCCAUAUUCAUCCUAUUCGAAAACAAGCGAUUACGGCACCGAUUGAUUCCGUUCUUUGUGUUUUCAUGGGUGCUCACUUCUAACAAAAAAUACAAAAAUAAGAAACAAAACAAACAGCGCUUUAAUCCUUUGUUUUUCGUAGGAUGAAAAUGUGAGCCACAUGCUUAAUAAGGGAACCAAUACCCUACAUCUCGGCUGUAUCUCCGAGUUGUGAAAUAGACGAUAAAUGUGAAACUGUUUCUACCUAUCUGGUCAGAUAGAUUUGUUGACAUCUUGUGCAACCAACUCGAAGUUACAUCACAGAGAACAGACGUCUAUCUUUGCCUUCUGCCUUGUGUAAAACUAUGUAACGGUCAUAUCAAAGUAUGUGGUUAUGCCCCCGUUGCGUGGCGCUAGCGUUCCACCACUUACAUUGUUGUGUUGUCAAUUUUGUUUCCAGUGCUCACCGUUUUUGGCCGUUUGGCGCUCGUGUCGUUUUGUGGGCUAGUGUAUUUUAACGAUGAACACUGCCAUCGUUGGGUCAAAUCGACUUUAUAUGUGGGGCAGUCUCCGUUGGUGGCGUUGAGGUACACUUAAAUCCUUUACACACGAUUUCGACGUAUUUUUGUUCGAGCUUAAAUGUCUGUUCUCUGUGGUUACAUGAUGGAUGUAAAAUUGAGUCAAAUUUGCCAUUCAGUCAUGAAAUGUUUACGUAUGUUGAUGGUUUACGUCAUGUGUAAAUUCCUAAUUUUUUAAGAGUGCAGAUUUGUGUACUACUACAUCAGCCUCACCGCUGUGUCAAAUGUACACAGUUACUUUUCCGGCUCUGGCGCUGUUAUGAGAACAAAAUUAACAAUUAUUAUUGCACUGAUCGAUUCCUGAUAAUGCAUGUCAUCGUUCAGAGAGAAACUUAUUUAAUAAUUAUGAACUUUGCUCCCAUACCAUGGACUUAAUUUGUCACUUGUGUUUUGUUGAAAGAAUAUUUUAUGUCACGAGAAAGGCACCAUCACCGCUAGGUGGAUUAAUAAGGGUUUUUUUUUUGUUUUAAAUCACGUUGUAAAUAUGUUGGUAUCUUGUCGGUGAAUUUGAAAACGUUUCAUGGUGAAUCGAGAGUUAAAGUGAAUUAACAGCCCAAGGUUUUGGUAUUCUUAGGAAGCUUUGUAAAUCGUUGGCAUAAUGUUGAAGAUAUUGAAGCUUUUAAAGUAAACCUAAAUGCUAAUCGGUUUGCUAGCCAGCUUUUAGAAAUUUUACAUUUGAAUGAUCAUUAGUAACAACAAUUUUAAGCUUUGAUUUCAAUUUCAUUGGAGAUUUGCAUACUAUCGCUUUAUCUAUAAACACAUUAAAAACACCUACUGAGAUUUGUAAAAGUAUGUAUUGCAAAAAAUGUGAAAUAUAAUCAAAGUUUUAGAUGAAUUACAAAAUAUAUAUUCAUUGCGAGGAAUGAUGAACAUGAGAAAUUGCAAUAAUAUUCUAUGAAGUUACUACAUUUUCAAUAUACUUUAUCAUACUUAUAUUUUCAAACCACUGUAAUUUGCGAUCGUUUCAAUGAAAUGUUGUCAAAUUUUCAGAGAAGUUGUUUGAAUGUUGUAUCUUUAGAAUGGUGUUUGUGAAACUCCUUAAUAUUUCGUUUAUGAUUUGAAGAGCCUAUGACAAUAUUGUCAUAUAUGAGCUAAUUCUAUGAAAAUAGAGGAAAAUUUUCAAACAGUAUAAACUUUGGUUUCUCUCGAUAAACAUUUUCAAAUUUUCGGAGGAGUUACUAGAAUAGUAUGUCUUUCGAAUGCCGGGUGUUAAUUUGGAGUACAUUUUUAUUUGUUAACAGUGGUAUCAGGCACACCGUGCGUGCUACUCAUAUAAGGAAAUCCUAUUGAAAUGGCUCAAAAUCUUCAAAUCACAAAAACUUUAGUUUCCCUCGAUGAAAGAUUUUCAAAUUUUCAGAGGAGAUACUAGAAUAGUAAAUCUUUCGAAUGCCGGGUGCCGUUUGGGUGGACAUUUUUAUUUGUUAAUAACGGUUUUCAGCACACCGUGAAGCAUGUUCAAUUUUCAUAAGGUAUUCUUAUGGCAUCCAUACUUUACAGUUAUGGCUAAUUAAGGCUAUUUUAAGGAAUUUACUUAGUUAUUAGGUAGUUUACUUCGCGGAGUGUAUUGUUAAUUAUAUCUUGUCUUAAAUGUGAUGUUGAGCAAAUAAAUGUAUGUAUGUAAUUUGUUGAGUCACGGCGGUUCCGGUGUUUACCGAAGUCAUCUUAAUGUGUAGACCUAGGUGUAUACCGACUAGGAGAGACGAGCACAGCAAUCAGUAUACCAAUGGAAGUAGCUAAAGAACGAACAUGCAAACGUGUUCUGAACGCCACAUGGAUUCCGUUGGAAGACGCCUUCAUAUCACCUGGAAGUUCCUGCUUGCCUAUUUCAGAUCCUGCCUAUUGUGACGAAGCUCUACGAUCCCUUAAGAUUCAUCGCACACAUCGUCAUUCAAGGGAGGAUUCUGAUGCAGGAGAGUUUUUUUUUUGAGUGACCCUCCCCUCUCCCCCACACCAAAAGACUCAUUGCUGAGCCCCUUGGUAAUGGACACUCAAGGCCCAGCCGUGGGCAACACAACAAAUCAAACAAAAGCAAAAACUAAUGGCUGGGACAAACAAGCAAGGAAAACAGAAUAUAUAUAAACAAAACAAAUCUAUAAAAUACUUCUAGUGGAUUGAUUAUCCUUUUAAAGAAGCACACAAGAUUAACAAAAAAAUAAUAAUUACAACUAAAUAAUUCUAAUAACAAAAGAAACGUAAUUGUUCGCAGGUGGUUGACAUACAUUUACAUUCAUAUAAAAUACGAUCCGAUAUGACGAAACUACUAGCUGUGAUAUGUGAUUUUUAAGAUAGCGUUUAAAAUUAGUUUUAAAGGUAAUGAAAUCGACACUUAUUUUUCAUAUGGGCCUAACUGACAUUUUCGAGUUCUCUUCAUCGAUCCUCUCUUUGUGUUAUCACAGAAUGUGUAUUGAGUUUUCCAAAGAUUUUUUGGUUGAAAUGCGAAGAAGACGGCUACAUGUUGCUAUAGAAAUAAAAAGAAUAAUGGUUUUGGUUCUUUUGAUCAUGUUAUUAACGAAAGAGAGAGUCGACGAAGAGAAAUCGAUCAAGUCAGUUAGGCCCUUAUGAAAAAUCAUUGUCGUCAGUAAUAUUAUUACUUAUCUGUUGAAUAUUACGUGGUAAAGAGUUGAAUUUGGUUGGAUCUAUAAACGAAAACCGAUUUUGACCAAAAUUUGAAAACGCACGGGACCUAGUCAAAUUGUUGGCUUGCCUGGAGCUGCGAAUCCGAGGUACAACAGUAAUGGGUAAGUUGUUCAAAGUCGCAGGACAGUGUAGCACUUUUUGGACCAAAAGUAGAGUUUGCUCAUCGCAUAGCCCUAUUACAGGUAGAAUGUUGUGGAGUAAAUCUGAGUAUAAGCGAUUUGACGAAUUUAACAACGGUAGCUUGAAAAUAAUUUUGAGACACCUAUUUUGAAUUGUUUGCAGCUUUUUUAGUUUAGACUUGCACGCCCUACCCCAUGAUGUAAUUACAUAUGUUAGGUGAGAGUGUAUAUGCGCAAAGUAAAACUGCAGUAAAGCUUUUCUUGGAAGGAAACUACUGAUGCGGCUCAAAAUUCCACACAAGUAGAGUUUGCGGACAGGUACAAACUGGGACGAGCCUAUUGCGGAGCAUUCACGUGAGCUUUGGACAAGGUACCACUAGUUCGUGUCUUUCCGUGUUGUCGAAAUUCUGUCGCUGUGGAUGAAUGGCGCUAUACGGUAUCACUUUCUUGAAAAUUUUACGGAUGCCUGAAAAUAAAACGCGGUACCUUUAUUAUAUCCGGAUUGCCGUUGGUAUCAAGGUCCAAAAUUUCUGCAAAAUCCGGAAAGUCCACCUACGAAACAGCGAGUUGUUACGAGAAAGAUAUGAGCGCAGCGGGCAAGAUGGGUUGAUCAGGUAGAACGUGAUCUGAUGAGCAUCGGACGUGAUCGACGAUGGAAAGCGGCAACCACAAACCAAGUAUUGUUGCGUACUAUUGUUGGUUAUAUCGACAAUGAUUUUUCAUAAGGGCCUAACUGACUUGAUCGAUUUCUCUUCGUCGACUCUCUCUUUCGCUACACGCUAAGAAAAAGUUACUCUAAAAUUAGUAAGAUUUACACAAAACUGAGCUAAAGUGGAACAGCUCAAAAAAUGAGUAAAUUGCAUUUCCAGCGAUAGCGCUGGCCUAAGUGCAAAAAUCCAAACAGUUU